This is a messenger RNA of Sphenostylis stenocarpa, 2832 nucleotides long. The record is from the annotation of a GenBank genome assembly. Lineage: Eukaryota; Viridiplantae; Streptophyta; Magnoliopsida; Fabales; Fabaceae.
AUGGACAUCAUCUAUGAUCUCAUUGAAGAUGCCAAGCUCCGUCUUCUCUGGUGGGCUCUUUGUAUAUUCGCCAUUUCCUAUUUCUUCACUCAUACAAGUAAAUCUAUGUGGAUGAAUCUUCCCAUGUCCAUUCUGUUUGUUGCUGCUCUGCGCAUUCUUUUGAAUAAGGUGGAAUUCCGUUGGAAGGUUCAGCCACACAGAUUACAGACUUACCUAUCUCAUUUGGAGAAAAAUCAGUUGUCUCUGAAUGAUGAACGACUCUCUUCUUCACCUCCCCCUCCCAAAUGGAAGAAGAAGAUCGAUUCUCCUGUUGUAGAGGCAGCCUUGAAUGAUUUCAUUGAUCUGAUAUUGAAGGAUUUCGUGAUAAAUAUGUGGUAUUCAGACAUUACUCCAGAUAUGGAGUUUCCUGAGCUGAUACGAGACUUAAUCAUGGAUGCUAUUACUGAAGUUUCAGUGAGGGUUAAAGAGAUAAACCUUGUUGACUUGCUCACAAGGGACAUAGUUGAUUUAAUAGGGGAUCAUAUAGACCUUUUCAGAAGAAAUCAAGCUGCUAUAGGUGUUGAUGUCAUGUUAACCUUAUCUUCUGAGGAGAGGGAUGAAAGAUUGAAGUACCAUCUUUUGAAUUCUAAGGAGCUUCAUCCAGCACUAAUAUCUCCAGAGAGUGAGUACAAGGUUCUCCAGAGGCUAAUGAGUGGAUUAUUAACUACAGUAUUGAGAAAACGAGAAGCCCAAUGUCCUGUCAUUCGAUGUAUAGCUCGGGAACUUUUAACUUGUUUGAUAUUGCAACCUGUCAUGAAUUUGGCAAGCCCUGCGUAUAUCAAUGAGCUGAUUGAAUCCAUUCUACUUGUCCUUAAUGAUGAUGGUGUAAAUUGGAUGGGGGCCACUGAACAUUCAACUAAUACAACUCAUAAUCAUGGUCAUUCUGGUGCUGGGGGUGGACAUGAUAAUCAUACUGCCUCUGCUGAUUGGGCACAAAUGUUGGAGGCUGCAACUCAGAGAAGAACUGAAGUUCUUACACCUGAGAAUCUGGAGAACAUGUGGGCAAAAGGAAGGAAUUAUAGACGGAAAGAACAUAAAAAUUCCAAAACUGGCUUACAGGACCCUUCUAUGAAAUGUCCUGCAGCUGAUGCAAUUCCAGAAGGAAAGGGUGCUAUGCAUUGUGUGGGUUCAGAUCCACUCCUAGAUGUUGUAGGCACUAACAAGUCAGAGUCUUUACCUGAUCCUGACAAGGAAUUAUCUUUUGAAGCAGACCCUUACGGUGAUGAAGUGAAGGAAAUCAAGGAGUUCACUUGUAACAAAUAUAAAGAUCUAAAGAGAUCCAACAGUGCUUCUCUGUUAGUUAACCAAACUCAUCUUAAGGUAGGGUCCCCAAAGGGGUCCCCAAGGUCAGAUCUCAACAACCCAGAAUUUGAGAAAAACAAUGAAGGAUUUCGGGGAAAGGUUGGUUCUGACAUGGUUUUUAGAAGAGAGGGAUAUUUGGUUCCGAAGCUUCGGUGUCGGGUGAUGGGAGCAUAUUUUGAGAAACUAGGAUCCACUUCUUUUGCUGUUUAUUCAAUUGCAGUGACUGAUGGUCUAGAGAAAACUUGGUUUGUUAGAAGAAGAUACAGGAAUUUUGAGCGAUUGCAUCGACAUCUAAAAGAUAUACCCAACUACAUGUUACAUUUGCCUCCCAAAAGGAUAUUUUCCUCAAGCACAGAGGAUGCCUUUGUUUAUCAGCGUUGCAUUCAGUUUGAUAAAUAUCUCCAGGAUCUCCUAUCAAUAGCUAAUAUUGCUGAACAACAUGAAGUGUGGGACUUUUUGAGUGUUUCCUCAAAGAACUACUCUUUUGGAAAAUCUUCUUCAAUGAUGAGGACCCUGGCAGUCAAUGUAGAUGAUGCUGUGGACGAUAUUGUGAGACAAUUUAAAGGUGUUUCAGAUGGUUUAAUUCGAAAAGUUGUUGGUUCAUCAUCCCCUACUAUUGAGGGUUCUUCUACAUCAACCAGUCGGAACACAUGUUGGAACAUUGAUGAAAUGGAAAAAAGAGUUUCAAGGCCUACCACAGAGUGUGUGUUAAGCUCUGAUAAUGAGGAAGGCGAAAAGGAAGUUAAUUUUGGUGAUGAGAAUAUUGAUAAAGAAGCAGAAGAUAAUGAGUGGAAUUCUGACAAUGAAUUGAGCUCAAAGGAUUAUUUACAACUGCUAAUGAACCAUGGUAAUGGGUCUAUUAACUCGAAUCCAGAUAGAAAACAUGAUGCAACAAUGGAAGCUAAGGCUGGAAAAGAUGUUCGAGCUACAAAUUUCAAUCUAGUUCCUGAUUAUAUGGAGGAUCCAGUUGGAGUUCCACCUGAGGUGGUGAUGGAAGAUGCUAUUGAUGAUUGGAUCCUAAGUGAGAUUCACUGGCUCCGCAGAGAGGAUACCAUUGCCCAAGGGUUUCGGUGGGUCCAAGAUAUCCUUUGGCCAGGUGGUACAUUUUUUCUAAGAGUACAGACCCCUCAGGUGUUAAUUGGUGGAAGUGCAUGCGAUCAAAAGCCUUUACCAAGCAUAAUUGAAUCUGUUGGAAGCAGGUUGUCCAAAUCACAGUCAGGAUCUUUCGAGCUACAGCUUGAGGCUGCUCGUAGAGCAAGUGAUGUGAAGAAACUUCUCUUUGAUGGAGCUCCGGCAGCUUUAGUUGGCUUCAUUGGUCAGAAGCAGUAUAGACGUUGUGCCAGUGAUAUAUAUUACUUUACUCAGUCUUCUAUAUGUGUGAAGCAACUUGCUUAUGCAAUACUUGAACUUCUACUCAUAUCCAUCUUCCCUGAGUUGCGGAAUGUUGUUGUUAGUAUUCAUGAGAACAUCAACCUGUAUAAAGCUCCUUAA